CAGGUUGCGCAGCACAACCGAGGAAGAUGUCUUCGCAAGCUCCCAGCUCAAGCCAGCAUGCGAGGCUGGCUGUUCCUGCGCAGCCUAUGCGCAAAGACUCGCCCUUAAAUGGCCUCUUCAAUUUCCUGGGUAAUCGUCUUCAGCCAUUGCCUGUUGCCCCUGCUGUGCCACCUGCACAACACUUUCACAUAUACGACAAUAGCUACAAUGCGGCGAGCAACCCACAUACACCCGCGUUUGCUUCGCAAGUUGCACCGGGCUCUCAGCCUAUGACAAGCCAAGUACAUUAUUCACAACCUGCGCAUCCGUAUUCGUACCAUCACGAACAGCCUCCCAGCAGUCAGCUUGUUCCACCACCUCCACACUUAUAUGCUACACAGACAGAUUGGUCACUUCAGCAUGCCCAUCGGCCUGCGGUUGUUGAAGAACCGGAGGUUGAGCCAGAACCGCAAAAUGAGAAAGCUGUUAAGAAAGGUAAGCGGCAGCUUAAGGGGAAAGCCGCACGACCACGACCUGCAGAUCCAUCAGAAAAUGUGGACCGUGGCUCCGAAGAUAGCGAUCGGGAGGGUAAGAAUACACAAGAAAUUCUCAAGCGCGUGCAAAGCCUUGAGAAAAUGAUCAAAGGCUUGCAGGCAGACCACAAAAAAGACUUGACGGAUCGGCUGGCUGGUGUGAGAAAUGCUUUGCAAACGCAUGCGGAGGUAAAGAUGGAAGAAGUUAUCGCAACCGUCCGUGAAGGUCAGAAGAAGGAUGAAAGCAUCGGCGGGACACUUAGACGUAUUAUUACCAAAGUUGACGACUGUGAGCGGCACAUGGACAACUUCAAGAAGUCCUUCAACCCCAGAAAGGUGGUUCCCACCAUGCAAGAGCUGAGAUGUGAGAUGCAGGGUCAAAACAAGAAUCUGCAAGAGGUGAACAGACACGUUGGCACCGACGGCCACCUUGCUACUGUGAUUCAAGGCAUCUGUAACCGGCUCGAAGCCAUUCAGAUGAAUCAAGAAGAUCUUCGUAAAACGGUUGAGGAGUCAAUCGUGCACUUGUUGCAAGGAUCCGGAGCGAAACAGUUCACAUCAGGAAGGCCAGCUCAAAAUCACCACGAAAAAAAUGCAGACCGUGAUGAACAGCAACUUGCCAUGCGCAAGGCUCAGUGGGUGCGCCUAGCAACACCACCUAAUGUUAGCAGUCCCUCGCCAUUCGACUUUUCUCAGUAUACCCAGCCGAAUGAACUGCAAAUCGCUAGUGACAAUCAAGUGCCGCCGACACAUGCAGUAGCAGCGCCGACAAGUCCAAACUAUUUGCCAAGCUCUCCGACGCCGCCCUCUGCCCAACGGAACGGCGCGUUGCGCCCGCUGCUGAAUGUCCGUUUGGUGCACCACUCGCCAUCGACCCUUCCAGCUGUCGCCUCUACGAAUUGGAAGCGGAAGAGAGUCGGGCAAUGGCAGGGUGCUGCAUCAGCAAAAAAACAGAAGAGGAGCUUACCGCUCGGAGACAGCAGCGAGUUGGGCUCGGCGGAUGAGAGCGAGACGCUGCCAGAGGAUUAAGGAGCUUACAAUGGUCGCGUGGUCGAAAACACGCGGCCGGCGGCCCCAGUAGCGAUGGUGGUGAUCAGACAAAUUGAUAGACGCACGAAUUAAUGGUCACGGUCAAUUGGCUCAGGC
Molecule: messenger RNA, 1658 nt
Organism: Tilletiaria anomala UBC 951
Lineage: Eukaryota; Fungi; Basidiomycota; Exobasidiomycetes; Georgefischeriales; Tilletiariaceae
Exons: 4
Coding region: 27-1541 (504 amino acids)
Source: RefSeq, a predicted model, not a curated record